This is a messenger RNA of Aspergillus steynii IBT 23096, 1808 nucleotides long. RefSeq names its product flavin-containing monooxygenase. Lineage: Eukaryota; Fungi; Ascomycota; Eurotiomycetes; Eurotiales; Aspergillaceae. Gene Ontology annotation, molecular function: N,N-dimethylaniline monooxygenase activity; NADP binding; flavin adenine dinucleotide binding. Bases 70 to 1671 code for a protein of 533 amino acids. The record is from RefSeq and is a predicted model, not a curated record. The transcript has 7 exons.
CUUGAGGACCGCCCAGUCGACGAACACCGCCCAUUACGGAUCGCAAUCAUCGGCUCCGGCAUAUCCGGCAUGAUCGCAUCCAUCCGACUCCGCCAACGAAUCCCAAACCUAGAACUGAUCGUUUACGAAAAAAAUGACGAUAUCGGAGGUACGUGGUUGGAGAAUCGGUAUCCGGGGUGUGCGUGUGAUAUCCCAGCACACACGUACCAAGCCACCUUCGAGCCGAACAAAGAAUGGUCGACCUUCUAUGCCGCGGCGCCGGAGAUACACGCGUACUGGAAGCGGGUGGCGCACAAGUACGGGUGCAUGAAGUAUGUGAAGCUCAAACGGCAGGUCGUGGAGGCUGCUUGGGAUGGGGAGGAGAGUCGGUGGGCGUUACAGAUCAAAGACCUCGAGACUGGCUCAGUCUACCCGCAUCAAUGCAACAUUCUGAUAUCUGCCACCGGCGCCUUGAAUAAUUGGAAAUGGCCGGAUAUUCCGGGCCUUGGUGAUUUUCAGGGGAAAUUGAUGCACAGUGCGCGUUGGGACGAGGGGUAUGAUUACACGGACAAGCGGGUGGCGGUGAUAGGUAACGGUUCCAGCGGAAUCCAAAUCGUGCCGGGCUUGUUGCCGAAAGUAGCACAUCUCGAUCAUUACAUUAGAGGUCGGACGUGGAUUGCGCCCACAAUUGCUCGCGAGGAGGUCGAUAAGCGCGGUGCUGAGCUGGGAAACUUUUCCUUUACUCGGGGGGAAAUAGAGACUUUCAAGCAGGAUCAUCAGGCGUAUCAGCGAUUUCGAAAGGGUAUUGAACUUCAGCUUCAAUCCGUCCACAACGCGACUAUACGAGGAACUCCGGAGCAACUCGAAGCUCGCGAUGUCUUCGCGCAGAUUAUGAGAAAGCGACUGUCUAAGAAGCCGGAACUAUUCGAUCAGCUCCUCCCAUCUUUCCCGCCGUUUUGCCGCCGUCUCACCCCUGGACCCGGCUACCUCGAAGCUCUAACAGACGAGAAGGUUGACGUAAUAACCAGUGACAUUGUCAAAGUCAAAGAGGAUGGCAUCGUCACCGCCGACGGCAUUCAUCAUCCCACGGACGUUCUUGUCUGCGCGACAGGCUUCGAUACCACGUUCUCGCCGCGAUUCCCUGUUCUAGGACAUGGCGGGCUCUCGCUAUCCGAGCGCUGGGGAAAGACUCCUGAAACGUAUCUCUCGUUAGCAGUCGAUGACUUUCCAAACUACUUCAUCUGUCUAGGGCCUAAUGCUGGAUUGGGAGACGGUAAUCUACUAGGUUCGAUGGAGAAGGCGAUUGACUACAUCACUGCCUGUGUGCAGAAGAUCCAGAGAGACAAUAUCCGAGCAAUGAGUCCAAAGAGGGAGGCUGUGGAUCGGUUCACUAAGUACUGCGAUCAGUAUUUCUCUCGGACAGUGUUCAGCGAGAAAUGUAGGAGCUGGUAUAAAGGGGGGACUGAGGAUGGGAGGGUGACAGCGUUGUGGCCUGGUUCUUCCCUUCAUUCCAUGCAAGUGCUCUCUCAUCCACGAUGGGAGGAUUUCACGUAUGAGUAUGUUCAUGACAAUCCGAAUGGGUGGAUUGGCGAUGGGUGCACGAAGGAUGAGAGAAACAAGACCAUUGAGGUGGAUUAUUUGGAUGACGAACAGGUUGACUUUCCAGAGGCUGUGACUCAAGAUUGGCUUUGAAUGUGACAUUGGGCAGUGCAUUUUAACCGUAGCUACUUCUCCGUCCUUGGGUUGUUGUGUUGUGAGGCUUGGUAGACCGUGGUUCGCCGGGCAGGAUUAGUAUAUAGCUCCGGGAUGGUAAGUAGGAUGGUUUAAAU